Oldenlandia corymbosa var. corymbosa is the source of this 4176-nucleotide messenger RNA. The record is from the annotation of a GenBank genome assembly. Lineage: Eukaryota; Viridiplantae; Streptophyta; Magnoliopsida; Gentianales; Rubiaceae.
AUGAAGGGAGGACAACCAGAACCAGCACUUCAGUUCACUAAACAACUGUACAUUGAAGAUGUUGGUCCUCGCAAAAUAGAAAGUAUACAGUUCUCUACAUUCGGAGAAUCAGAUAUACUGAAAGCUGCUGAAGUAGAAGUAUUUAAAGGCGGUUACUAUGAGAGCAAAGAGAAGCCAUGGGCCAAUGGCUUGUUGGACAAUCACAUGGGCCCACAAAACAAGACCGGUACUUGUCUUACCUGCGGUGGGGGUUUUCAAGAUUGUCCGGGGCACUAUGGAUAUUUGGUUCUCGCUUUGCCAGUUUACAAUGUGGGUUAUUUGAGCACUGUUCUCGACAUCUUGAAGUGCAUUUGUAAGCAAUGUUCGCGUGUGCUUCUUGGUGAGGAACUGCGAAUUAACUUUUUAAAGAGAAUGAGAAAUCCUAAAAUGGAGCCUCUGCGAAAGAGUGAGCUGCAAAAGAUGAUUGUAAAAAAGUGUACUGCCCUGGCAAGUAGUAGAAAGGCAGCUAAAUGUGCUAAAUGUGGAUAUGUAAAUGGUAUGGUGAAAAGAAAUACAAAAAUGCCGGGAAUUGUCCAUGAACGGUUAAAAGUCAAUGCUAGCUUAAAGGAUGAAUGUAGUUUAGCUGUUCCCAACAAAUCUAACUUUAGCAUUCCUGAUGAAAUGGACCCUAAAUUAGUUCAUUCCCUUCUGAAGAAUAUGUUAGAUGAGGAUUGUGAGUUGCUUUACCUUAAUGAUAGACCUGAAAAACUCAUGGUGACCAGUAUACUUGUGCCUCCAACAGCCAUACGUCCUUCUGUUUUUGUCGAUGGUGGAACACAGAGUAACGAGAAUGACAUUUCAGAGAGACUUAAACGCAUCAUCCAAGCUAAUGCUUCUCUUGUUCAAGAAAUAUCAGAUAAAGAUUUUCCCUCUAAGGGCUUGGAAAGUUGGAUUUUAUUGCAAGUGGAGGUAGCACAAUAUAUCAAUAGUGAGGUACGUGUAAGUCUCCCGAUUGAACAACCUACCAAACCGUUGAGUGGUUUUGUCCAACGGCUCAAAGGGAAGCAGGGAAGAUUUCGUGGAAAUCUUUCUGGAAAACGUGUUGAGUUUACAGGACGAACUGUCAUAUCUCCGGAUCCGAAUUUGAAAAUUACAGAGGUUGCAAUUCCUAUACUGAUGGCUCGGAUUUUAACUUUUCCCGAGCGGGUUUCACGUCAUAAUAUAGAGAAGUUGAGGAAAUGUGUUCGAAACGGCCCAAAUAAGUACCCUGGGGCAAAAUUAAUCAAGAAGCCUGAUGGUACAGAGAUAUCACUGAUGUUUUCUCGUAAAAAUGUUGAAGCUGAUGACUUGAAAUGUGGUUACAUAGUGCAUCGUCACUUAGAAGAUGGAGAUGUUGUUUUGUUUAACAGACAACCAAGUCUGCAUAGAAUGUCCAUAAUGUGCCAUCAGGCAAGGAUAAUGCCUUGGCGUACACUGAGGUUCAAUGAGUCAGUUUGCAAUCCAUACAAUGCCGAUUUUGAUGGUGAUGAAAUGAAUAUGCACGUGCCUCAGACAGUGGAGGCUCGAACAGAGGCUUUAUUGUUGAUGGGUGUGCAAAAUAACUUGUGCACUCCAAAAAAUGGAGAGAUUUUGGUUGCAUCGACACAGGACUUUUUGACUUCUUCAUUUCUUAUUACGAGGAAGGACACAUUUUAUGAUCGAGCUACUUUUUCUCUCAUUUGUUCAUACAUGGGGGAUGGGAUGGAUCAAGUUGAUUUGCCCACGCCAGCGUUGGUUAAGCCAGUUGAGCUUUGGACUGGGAAGCAGCUGUUCUCUAUUUUAUUGCGUCCAUAUGAUAGAAUGAGAGUUUACUUAAAUCUUACUGUAACUGAAAAGAGUUACAUCAAGCCCAAAGAAACUAUGUGCCCGAAUGAUGGGUACGUAUGCUUCCGUAAUAGUGAGCUCAUUAGUGGACAAUUGGGGAAAGCUACAUUAGGAAAUGGAAACAAAGAUGGUCUGUAUUCAGUUCUUUUGAGAGAUUAUAGUCCCCAUGGUGCAUCAGUAUGUAUGAAUCGCUUAGCAAAGUUGAGUGCUAGAUGGAUAGGGAACCAUGGAUUUUCUAUCGGAAUUGAUGAUGUCCAACCACCUGCUCCUUUGAUUCUUGCCAAGGAUGAGAAGAUACGUAUAGGAUACAAAGACUGUGAUGAUUUAAUACAACAGUUCAACAAGGGACACCUUGAGUUGCAACCUGGCCAUGAUGCUGCUCUUACACUUGAAGCUAAAAUAACUGGUGUACUGAAUGAUAUUCGAGAACAUGCUGCGAAGGAAUGUAUGAAAGGCCUUCAGUGGAGGAAUAGUCCUCUGAUAAUGUCUCAAUGUGGUUCGAAGGGAUCUCCUAUAAACAUCAGUCAGAUGGUUGCAUGUGUUGGCCAGCAAUCUGUUGGUGGUCGCCGGGCUCCAAAUGGUUUCAUUGAUCGCAGCCUUCCUCAUUUUCCAAGAAAAUCAAAGAUCCCUCAGGCUAAAGGAUUCGUGGCUAAUUCAUUUUAUAGUGGUCUAACUGCUACAGAAUUCUUUUUCCACACAAUGGGAGGAAGAGAAGGCCUGGUUGAUACUGCGGUUAAAACUGCUGAUACUGGAUACAUGUCUCGGAGACUUAUGAAAGCUUUAGAGGACCUAUCAAUUCAUUAUGACAACACUGUGAGAAAUGCCAGUUCUUGUAUAGUUCAAUUUGUUUAUGGUGACGAUGGCAUGGAUCCUGCUCAAAUGGAGGAGAAAACUGGGCAGCCUCUAAACUUUGAUAGAUUACUCAUGAAUGUGAAGGCAACCUGUAAUGCGGGUGAUAUGAAGAGCUUGUCUCCUUCAGAGAUCUGCAAAAUGACCGACGAAAGGCUCUCUGAACAUGACAUGACUCCUGAAGGGGGGUGCUCGGUGGCUUUUAGAGAUUCAUUAGCAAAAUUUCUCAAGGACAAAUGUGUCACAUGUUUAAAGAACACAAUUGAAGAUUUGAAAUCAGAUGCAGAUCAGAAUGGAGGCAACAAUCAGGAUCAUCUUCAAAACAUAUCCUUGAACAUAUCUGGCAUUACUGCUCAGCAGCUGGAGGUCUUUUUGAGAGUCUGCAUCUCAAGGUAUCAUAACAAAAGAAUAGAAGCUGGAACUGCAAUUGGGGCAAUUGGAGCUCAGAGUAUUGGAGAACCAGGCACACAGAUGACAUUAAAAACUUUUCACUUUGCAGGAGUUGCAAGCAUGAAUGUUACACUUGGAGUGCCUCGUAUAAAAGAGAUUAUAAAUGCUGCCAAUAAAAUAAGUACACCAAUUAUAUCUGCAAAGCUUAAAGAUGAAUAUAGUGCAAAGGAUGCAAGCAUGGCAAAAGCUCGUAUUGAGAAAACACUUCUUGGACAGGUUGCGAAAAGCAUAAAAAUUGUCAUGUCCGGAAGGCAAGCAUCUAUAGUUAUUUCUCUUGACAUGGAGAUUAUACGAGCAUCACGACUUUCUAUAGAUGCUUAUAAAGUGAAAGAAUCAAUUCUGCGGACUCCAAGAAUAAAACUCAAGGAACAGCACGUUAGGGUAAGGAGCCCCAGAAAGCUGGAAGUAGUUCCUCAGGCUGACAAAAGUAAACUUCAUUUUGAGCUUCAUGCUUUCAAAAAUAAGCUUCCUGCGGUAGUUGUGUCGGGUAUUAACACUGUGGAGCGUGUUGUCAUAAAAAAAGAUGAAAAGAAAGAGGGAUUGAAGGAAGUUUCCAAGUACCAUUUGUUUGCAGAAGGCACUGGUCUUCUGGAAGUCAUGGGCACUGAAGGAGUUAACGGGUGUGAAACUCGAAGCAAUCAUGUCAUGGAAGUCAAGAGAGUACUUGGAAUUGAAGCUGCAAGAACUUCCAUUAUCGAUGAGAUUAGGCAUACAAUGUCGAGUCAUGGAAUGACAAUAGACAUACGUCACAUGAUGCUUCUGGCUGAUUUAAUGACAUUUAAGGGUGAAGUUCUUGGUAUUACAAGAUUCGGUGUGCAGAAAAUGAAAGACAGUGUUUUGACACUAGCUUCUUUUGAGAAAACAUCCGAUCACCUUUUCAAUGCUUCUGUGAGUGGGAGGGUUGAUAAAAUUGAAGGAGUAAGUGAAUGCAUCAUUAUGGGUAUACCAAUGCUGGCAGGUACAGGGAUGAUUAAAAUCCGUCAACGAGUGGAGGAAGUGAAGCUGAAUUAUGGAUUGGACCCAAUUUUGACCUGA